GAUUUUGAGAAAAUUUAUUAGAGUACAAAUUAUUCAGGCAGUCCUGUGUGUGGAAACAUCUGUAUCUAAAUGCGAACGGUCGGGAGAUGGGACUCUGUUUGGUUGGACUGUUGGGCUUUAAGACUUAGGCAAGGACCACAGUGCAGUGCUACAAUGCCUAACACAAACUAGGUUAAGGUUCUGCUCCACAUCGGUGGUCAGGAUGCUGAUCGAGAUGGAAUCCCACAGCCGACUGUGGAAAUGCAAGACUGAUGGUUAGCCACCAUGGGAUUUCCAUUCUGCGCCGUUAAGGGAUGGCAGAGACUUUGACCUAAGUCAGGAUGGUUGGAAUUUGGGAGAGCUUGUUCCUGAAGCAGACAGGUCACUGUGAUGAGGAAAAUGCUCCAUGUACUUUGCAACAUGAGCACUGGCACUGACCUGCAGGUGUGUCUGACAGGGGUUGUCUCUGUGCCUUGGCUGUCCUUCAGGGUUGUGACAGUUGCAGGUAACAUUCCAAGCUCCUCUGUUGACAGUUGCUUAUUUCCUUCUCUUGUGGUUGCUCUUCAGAAUGGUUAUUGUCCAGAAGUUGGGCAGUUUUAUGUUCUUGGUCUUUAGCUCCUGAAGACGCUCACACUGGUUAACUGCACCUGGUGCUCACCUGAAUCGGAGGGUUUGGAACUGGCGUGGUGAAAUUUGGGAGGCCUAUUUCUUUGGAUUUUUAUUUAUUGAUUUCAUUGUUUAUUUUGGCUGUUGAGAAGUGGGUGUUGGUUUUUGUCUUGCCUGCAGAUGAAGUAUUUGACUAGGGGAAUCUGUUGCUGUGGGAGCGAUGGUGUCAGGAGGUGCCCAUUGGGCUGCUGGAGCCUGUCUUGGUAUUACUUCAGUGGUUUUUAAGAUAGCUUUUUCUUAGUCUUAGCUGUUAUGGAAUAGCCACAUGCCAUAAAUAUGUUGUCCAGAUAAAUACUCUUCAUAUGAAUACAAAUUAUUAUUACUACUACUUAGAAGCUUCUCAGACUUCUGCCACUGUGGCUCUAAACUCCCUGUUACGGUGAUGGCAGCUGCAGCUUUGCAGAUGCACGUUUAUCUGCUUUGUUCUGGUUCAGUUGGAGACUUUUCUCAGGUUUUCAUGGUUCCGUUUUAAGGUAAAGUAACUGUCUUGUGUCUAUUAGUUUUUCCCCUAAAGUUUGCAUCAGGAAAGUGCAGUUCCUCUAAGCAGUUUGUAGGGGAACCAGUCCUGCUUCUGGCUUUUAUAGGCUCUUCUGAAAGGGGAGAGCUGCGAUUGAGUCGCUUACAGCAGCGGGGAAGAUGUCUUGCAGCUGUGCUGUUUGGUUCUGCUCCAGAGAUAGGAUCUGUGUGCACUAUCAGACAUCUUAAAGCCCGCCCUGGAAAGGGUUCGGCUCUGUAAAGGGAGUACUGUUCAUCACCUCACAUGUGCUUAUGGGGUCUGUCGGUGCUGCUGGGCUUCAUUGGUUUGUCUCGUGAGCUGAGCUUGUAGUAGACACAGGCCUCUCAGUUUCAGAAUGGGGAUCACAGUUGUAGUCUCUGCCUUGUAAAAUCAGUUUAGUCGGGCCCUUGGCAAACACUGAUGAGAACAAGUCGCCCGCCCUUAGACUCUUCAGCUUUAGUGGUGAGUUUCUCAGUUCUGCAUCAUACAGUCAGGCACAUUGACACUCGUUUGGUCGUGUUCCUCAUGGUAGGUUACUAAGUACUGACUUACAGAUCAUGCUUAUAUAUCAGAAGAUGAAAGAUUAUACAGGAAAUUCCAAACAUUGAGAAGUUAAAAAAACAGAAGGAAACAAUGCCUUCUCAUUGGACAUUGUUUAGCCUAACGGAUUCUGCACUUCCUGUUUAUUUACAUGCAUUCUGGGGGAAUCGUCACUUAUUAGAAGAGAUUUUUCCCCCCUCUUUUCUAAGACGUGCUUUAAAGUUAUGUAAGUGGAGUGUGUUGUCAUCCUCUCAGCUGUGAAGUGUGUGGUAGCUGCUGCCUCCCUACCUCUUCCUUGGUGCUGGCUGUCAGAGCUCGAGGCCUGCUUACCUCUCCCUCCUGCACCACACUUUCCUAGCAUCCUUAACCUCGUGGGUCCCUGCAGCUGCUGUCCUGCGUGAGUCUGGACGCCUCACCCAUUCGGAUGGACCUUGCACUGCUCCAUGAGGCUCCUUAAAAGUUCAUUGGGAGUGUCUUCCUUGUCCCCUUUGCCCCGGGGAGCUCUACCCACUCUGAUACUGCCUACCUACCUAGGAGCCUCUGCUGUCCCAUCACACCCAGCCUUUUUGGUUGAGUAGUAUGUAGGCACUUCAGUCCAAGUACCAUCCAGGCAGAUUUGAUCCCCUUGUUCUAUUUCCUGGUCCUUUCGGAAGUUUCUCUAAGCCCGCAGUAUCCCUAUUUGGCAUUUGACUUCAAGCAGCCUAGGAGCUCUGCUCUCCUUUCCUCCCACAGCUGAGCUUACUAUCCAGUCAUGUCUGCUUGCUCACCAAACAGUUCUGCACCCCACCUCUCUGUUUGUACUUCGGUUGCCCCGUCAGGGAUCGUUGGGGCGAGCAUUAUAUCAGCUUCCUUUCAUUGUAUCACUUGUUCUCAAAUGUCUGCCAGAGCAGUCUUCCAGAGACACAGAGUUAAUAUUAUUUUCCAUCGCCUACAGGGUUGAGUGAGAACAUCUGAGUUCAGUACUGACCGUGCAUUGUUUGGCUGUUGCUUCCGUUUUCCCAUCUCCACUCCCCACCCCAUGUUCCAGGCCGAUGAGGUACUCCCCGUUCUCAACAGCACAUUUAUCUUUAACGUCCCGGGCCCUUCCCCACUGUUCCCACAGUCUGGAAUGUACUUACGCCCACAGAUCCUCUGCUCAGGCCGGGAUGCUCCUUCUUAUCCCUCAAGGUCACCUUGGGAGCCUUCUCCCGCACCAGUCAGUUACUGUUGCGUUGUCUGUGCUUCCCUUAUCAUGCUUACAGCUGUGUACUCCAGCCCUCCUCCCACACAGCCAGGAGCUGGAGAUCUCCUAGGCCAAAGUCUUGAACAGUGUACAGGCCUGCUAGCACACUUGAGUGUUGGACGGAGGGCACUGGGUUGACAGCGCAUUCUUGCUCAGGUUACCAUGGAGUUCCAGGUAGGAUGCUAGUGAAGCUGCGGUUGGGAGCCGGAGACCUCCAGAAGGACAUCAGCAGCAGAAGUGCUGAGAGGUAGCCUGAGCUCAGGGGUGCACCUCCCAGGCUGUGCUGGACUGAGCGCCAGGCACUGCCCCUCAGGUCACACCUUCAUGUUCCUAAUAGAAGCAAUCAGUGUUCCGCUGUGUAUAACUUGAUGCUUGUCUUAGAACUUGUUUGCAUUGUGUGUGGACAGGAGUGAGGACGAAGGUCUGAGGAUGGCCCCAGGAGUCCCAGGCAUUGAAUUUCGGUUGCCAGGCUUGGCAGCAAUCACUGUUACUCACUGGACCAUGUGGCCUCUUUAUGUUAACGGUAGCUAAAGGCUGAGGGAUGUCUAUGUUCUUUGUGAAUGGGUGAACAUUGUGUGUGGGUUUGUGCACAUGUGUGUGCCCGGUGAGGCCAGCGCUUGUCGUUGGAUGUCUUUCUUGGUUGCUCUCUUCAUUAUUUGUCAAGACAGACUCUCUGAAGCUGGAGCUUACUGACAGCUUAGGCCUGUUCGUCAGUGAGCCUCAAGGAGCUGCCCAUCUUCUCUUGGCCCUCCCCCACACUGCCAGGCCUCCAGCUGCACUGCACUAAGAGCAGCCCUGUGUGGAUGCUGUGGGCCCAGCCUCAGGGCUUCCUCCCCAGUGAUGGCUGUUUUAAAAGCCAGACGAGGAGAGAUUUGACGAGAACUGCAGGAGGUGGGUUAGUUUGCAUUUUGCAUAUUGAGAAAAAAAUAAAUCAGCUUGGUUAGACAGAUUAUUAUAUUUGAAUAUCUUUUUAAAAAUGAAAUUAAUAUUGGACGAAUUCAGCCAGAGAAAGACUCUGACAAUUCUGACCGUCGAAGGCUUUUGCUAGUCUCUUGCCUUCUGGCAGUGUUAGCACUUCACUGACAGCAACUGUGGUCAUUCUCUACCGAUCCUAAUGCCAGCCUGCUAAAGCCUUCAGUGGCCGAUCCCUUCGUUCUGUAGCCGUAGGUAAGGGCAGUGGUUUGAGUGUAAGUUUAAUGUUCUCCCAGGUGAAAUAGAUAGAUAGGAGUGUUUUGCCUGCGUGUAAGUGUCCGAGGAGAAGGUGCUGGGACCCCUGAAAUGGAGUCACGACUGUGAGCUGCCCUGUAGGCUGGGAAUGGACCCCAGCCCUCCACAGGCUUGGUAAAUGCUCCAUCCUGGCCACUAGCGUCCGCUUUAGCCUGAAGAGUGUAAGCUGUAACCAUGACUACUGAAGUUGCCUCUGCAUCUGAAGUGAAGAAGGGCUCUGACCCAUCGGGAGCAGAUGCCCACAAGGAGAAAGCUAAAGAAGUAGUAGAGAAUGAGCAGACUGCAGCGUCUGAGCUGGACGAAGGGAAAGCCUCCCAGCCAGGCCCUACAGCUGAAAGCCAAAGCAGUCCCCACCGGCGGAAGCGAGGGAAGGAUCCAUCUGAGAACAGGGGCAUCUCUCGCUUCAUACCCCCAUGGCUUAAGAAGCAGAAGUCUUACAGCCUUGUAGUAGCCAAAGAUGGCGGAGAUAAAAAAGAGCCUACUCAAGCUGAUGGGGAAGACCAGAUCCUAGACAAAGAGGAUACCCUUCCCGAAGAAGAGAGUCGGGCCAAGGGGGAUGCAGAAGAAAUGGCUCAGAGGAAGCACCUGGAGGUUAAGGUGGAGGUCAGGGAAGAAAAAUCAGCCUUGAAAAGCAGUGCUGAGAUCCAGCCUGCUGAACAAGUGAGGAAGGACAAGGAGGAGGAAGUGAUACAGGAUAUACAGGAAGAGAAACUGGAAGGAGGUGCAGCCAAAAGAGAGACAAAGGAAGUUCAGACAAGUGAGCUGAAGGCAGAGGUGGCCUCUCAGAAAGCCGCCAAGAAGACCAAGACUGUCCUGGCCAAAGUGACCCUCCUAGAUGGCACAGAAUUCAGCUGUGACCUUGAGAAACGCGCUAAGGGACAAGCGUUGUUUGACAGAGUGUGUGAGCACCUGAACCUCUUGGAGAAGGACUACUUUGGACUUAUAUUUCAGGAGCAUCCCGAGCAGAAAAACUGGCUAGAUCCUGCAAAGGAAAUAAAGAGACAGCUGAGAAGUCUUCCCUGGCUGUUCACUUUCAAUGUGAAAUUUUACCCUCCGGAUCCUUCUCAGCUGACUGAAGACAUCACCAGAUACUUCCUAUGCCUUCAGCUGAGGCAGGACAUCUCCUCUGGCCGCCUGCCCUGCUCCUUUGUGACUCACGCCCUCUUGGGGUCCUACACCCUGCAGGCUGAGCAUGGGGACUAUGACCCAGAAGAGUAUGACAGUAUUGAUCUUGGUGACUUCCAGUUUGCCCCAACCCACAACAAGGAGCUGGAGGAAAAGGUGGCAGAACUGCAUAAAACUCACAGGGGCUUAUCUCCAGCCCAGGCUGAUUCUCAGUUCUUAGAAAAUGCGAAGAGGCUUUCCAUGUACGGCGUUGACCUGCACCAUGCCAAGGACUCUGAAGGUGUGGACAUCAAGCUGGGUGUGUGCGCUAAUGGCCUUCUCAUUUACAAAGACAGACUGAGAAUCAAUCGCUUUGCUUGGCCGAAGAUUUUGAAGAUUUCCUAUAAGCGAAGUAAUUUCUACAUUAAAGUUAGACCAGGAGAGCUGGAACAGUUUGAGAGCACCAUUGGAUUCAAACUACCAAACCACCGGGCAGCUAAAAGGCUAUGGAAAGUCUGUGUGGAGCAUCACACUUUCUACAGACUCGUGUCUCCAGAGCAGCCACCAAAGACCAAGUUCUUGACCCUGGGGUCCAAAUUCCGCUACAGUGGCCGCACGCAGGCGCAGACACGAGAAGCAAGCACCCUCAUAGACAGGCCGGCGCCACAGUUUGAGCGCGCCUCUAGUAAGCGCGUCUCGAGGAGCCUAGAUGGAGCCCCGAUUGGUGUUGUGGACCAAAGUCUUAUGAAGGAUUUUCCGGGCCCUCCUGGAGAGGGAUCAGUGCCUGGCCCUGGAGUUGUCAGCUAUACUACAGUCCAGGAUGGCCGGAGGGACGGCAAGAGCCCAACUAAAGUCACACCCCUGCUCGCUGAGGGAAAGAGUUCACAUGAGACUCUGAAUGUAGUGGAGGAGAAGAAGCGGGCAGAGGUUGGGAAAGGCGAAAGCGUAAUCACAGAAGAAAUGAAUGGUAAAGAGCUGUCACCGGGGAGUGGUCCUGGGGAGACUCGUAAGGUGGAGCCUAUGGCACACAAAGACUCCACCUCCCUGUCUUCUGAGAGCAGCAGCAGCAGCAGUGAGAGUGAGGAGGACGUGGGCGAGUACCAGCCCCACCACCGAGUGACCGAGGGCACCAUAAGGGAAGAGCAGGAGUAUGAAGAAGAGCUGGAGGAAGAACCCGGCCAAGGCGCCAAGGUAGUAGAGAGGGAGGCAGCAAUGCCUGAAGCCAUCCCAGACAGACAAGCAGGGGCCAGUGUGCUCCCGGUAGAGACAGAGGCCCAGGAAAAUGUAGUUGCCCAAAAGUUACCUGGAGAGAAGGGUGCACACCGAGGCACUGCUGAGCAAGACAUGAGCGAAGAAGCCGAGGAAGACCAGCACAGAGUUAAUGGAGAGGUGCCCCAUCUUGACAUUGAUGGUUUGCCAGAGAUUGUGUGUCCUUCAGAGCCACCAGUGGUAAAAACAGAGAUGGUAACAAUUUCUGAUGCCUCACAAAGGACAGAAAUCUCCACCAAGGAAGUCCCCAUUGUUCAAACUGAGACCAAAACCAUCACAUAUGAGUCUCCACAGAUUGACGGCGGGGCUGGUGGUGAUUCGGGCGUGUUACUGACCGCACAAACCAUCACAUCUGAGUCCGCGUCAACAACGACCACCACACACAUCACCAAGACUGUGAAAGGUGGGAUCUCAGAAACACGGAUUGAGAAACGCAUUGUGAUCACAGGAGACGCGGCUCUGGAUCAUGAUCAGGCGCUGGCUCAGGCCAUACGGGAGGCCAGAGAGCAACACCCUGAUAUGUCGGUCACAAGGGUGGUAGUGCACAAAGAGACAGAGUUGGCGGAGGAAGGAGAAGACUAAGAAAGUCUUUUUUUAAACAACAUUUAACUUCAUGAGUCUGAAGAACUUUGACCAUUCCAAGUCUUAACGCCACACCACUACUCCAGCAGCAAAAUUGUACUCCGGCAAUGACCAGAAGCCUGAAGAAUUAAAAGCCAACAGCAAACUGUACCUUAACAGCUCUGGUCUCUACUCUCCCAUACAUAUCUAAUAUAUUAUUGUUUUAUAACCACUUCUAGACACCCUUGCUCCCCUAUUUUUCUUUCUUUCCCUGCUGUCCUUUUUUUCUUUUUUUUUUUUUAAGUCUUUGUUUUUUAUUAGGGAUUUGUAUUUGUUUCCUGUCCCUACCUGCUUUUUUUGACUCGUUUGAUCAAAUGACAGUGAACAAAGCCAGCCGGGCUGGUAAGGUGCCGUUCACUUGAACAGGUGCUGUUAUGUGGAAAGGAAACUCUGUAACUAAUUUAGAUAGCAAUUUUCAUUCUUCAAGAUUGUUUCCAUUCAACUCUUACAGCGAAUAUUUAGUUUUCAGACUGCAGUAGUUAUACUGCGUGAGAACAUAUUAAUACCGAUUAAAAGCAUUUCUUACAUCUUAAAAUUUUUCUAAUAUUAGGAAGUUUCAUUAUGGAUGAUUUUUACAUUGACCAUUGACCUUCCAGUCCUAUGUCUUUGUACUUUAUUAGAGUCCGAGACUCUCUGGACUGGAGAAUUACGAAGCUCACUGACCGGGUCUGUGUGAGAGACCGUCGGUCCGCAGUGCAGUGCUUCUCAGACAUGCGCUUUGCCACAGCAUUCCAGAGCAGGAGAACCGCUCCAUGUGCCCUUCCUGUUACUAAAAGAAAUCCAGGCAGCUUCGAGCCUUAGAGCUUCCUUUCUUAACCUUCCCUAUCCCAGUUCUUCCCAUUAUCGGAACACUUGAGUAGAACACUCGCUUUGUACGAAACUCCUCUGUCUCCAUGUAAACUGACCCUCUGCCACUGGGCAGGUAUUUCUGAGAUAGUUUGAGGACUCGCAGCUUUGUGGAUGCUGGGGAGACCAGGUUGGGGGACAGUGGGGAUUUGGUUGUAAGAAAGCUGUACCAUGUAAAGCUAACACCAGAGCUGAUAGGGAUUUAUUAACUGUAUUGAACAUUUUCUCAUUUGCUUUUGACUAUGUAUAGUUAUGACGCCUGAUUAGAUUUAUUGCAGCUUCAAGUUGUGUUAAAUGAUAUUUUGCUUUAUGUAAUACUGUUAAAAAAUAAAAGUUUGUUUAUUCUA
Messenger RNA from Rattus norvegicus (Norway rat), 8317 nucleotides. NCBI's taxonomy places the organism in Eukaryota, Metazoa, Chordata, Mammalia, Rodentia, Muridae. The record is from RefSeq and is a predicted model, not a curated record.